AUGGUAGGGCAAGCCGGGGGGGUAUUCUCUGAUGGGUUUCACGAAAAGGAUGCCUAUAACUACAUCGAGAAGACCAAGCGAGAGAAGAUUGUUGAUGGAGACGCUAACGCCGCAAUAAUUUAUUUAGAGGGAAAAGUAGUGUCGGAUCCGAUGUGCAUGGCUAGGUACAAUUUGACAGACAACAAUAUGCUAGCAAACUUGUUUUGGGCUGAUGGUGGGAGCCGGGUUGAUUACCAACAUUUUGGUGAUGUGCUUUCCUUCGAAUCGACUUACAAGAAAAACAAAUAUAGGAGACCUUUGGUUAUCUUUUUUGGUUUGAACAAUGCCGAAGCAAACAACCAUAUUUGGGUGAUUGUGACAGACAGGUGUGACUCAAUGAGGGCAGCAAUCAGGGCGGUGUUUUCGGAAGCCACACAUAGGCUGUGUGCUUGGCAUAUGCAGAAGAACGUGAUUUCGAAUUUGAAGGAUGAAGGCAUAAGACAACUUUUCACUAGGUGGCUGUACUCAAAUAUAGAGAUAGAAGAGUUUGAGGCAGAGUGGGACGCAGCUAUUGUUGAAUACCGACUUCAUGAUAGUUUUUGGGCAAAGGAAACCUAUGAUAAGCGGAAAAUGUGGGAAAAUACGUACUUAAGAGACAAAUUUCGUGCCGGGUUCCGCACUACUUCUUGA
Arachis stenosperma is the source of this 669-nucleotide messenger RNA. RefSeq names its product protein FAR1-RELATED SEQUENCE 5-like. The record is from RefSeq and is a predicted model, not a curated record. NCBI's taxonomy places the organism in Eukaryota, Viridiplantae, Streptophyta, Magnoliopsida, Fabales, Fabaceae. The transcript is spliced from 2 exons. The coding region runs from base 1 to 669 and encodes 222 amino acids.